CACUGUAUUAUUUUGUUUAUUUACAUUAAGAGUUUCUAAAAUUACUUUGAAAAGUUAAUUUGUUCAUAUAUUUCGAGAUGUUGAAAAUAUUUAUACCCGAAGUAAACACGUUUCACAAUCUCAAAUGUGGAGAAAUACUUUGCAUAAGCUCAACUCUUUACAAAGUCGCUUGCUGCUUUUGUGGACAUCAUAUAGAAUUUUCUCAAUUUCCUCAACAUUUGCAAGAUGAACAUUUAAUAUCGUCAAUAUCCCACAAAGAAAUAAAUGACAAUAGACAAAACACUAAAAAACAACGUCCAUCAAUUAAAAUGCAAGACCAAUACACCCAAAGUGAAUGCCGUUCAUUAGAACAGGACGUAAUAAAUGAGGAUGUGGAACUUUCAACAUUUUUAGAGAAUGCAAGAAGGGAAAUUAAAGAUGAGAAUUCUGUUGAUAUAGAUGAUUUCGAAGUGGAAACAAAAUUAGUUGAUGAAAAAAAAGUGAUUAUGAACCCUUUACAAACUUCGACUGAUGCAGAUGCAGAUGAUGUUAAUUGGAAUGAUAUGGAUCUUGAAUUAACAAAUGAAUCAACAGAUGAUGAAGAUGUACAAUAUUCUUGCCCUUAUUGUACAAGAAAAUUCAAGCGCAAACGAAACUUAGCUGACCAUUUCCGAGUCCAUCACGAUUUAGCCCUACCUCUUGAUGUAUCGAGUUUGAAAAAAAGAAGGGUACGUAAGCAUAAGUGCGAAAUCUGUGGUGCAGCGUUCUAUAGUGCAGGAGUUUUAAAUACUCACAAACUCAUACAUUUAGGAAAUAAAAAUUAUAAGUGUACAGAGUGUGAUAAAAGUUAUGCUCAGGGACCUAGUUUAUUUUCGCAUAUCAAAAGGCAUCACCCCAAUGUAUCUUGGAAGAUGUCACGGAAUGUUAAUUAGAUAAUUUAAUGAAAAUUAUAAUUAG
This is a messenger RNA of Teleopsis dalmanni, 936 nucleotides long. Its product is annotated as zinc finger protein 184-like. Gene Ontology annotation, molecular function: DNA-binding transcription factor activity, RNA polymerase II-specific; RNA polymerase II cis-regulatory region sequence-specific DNA binding. Gene Ontology annotation, biological process: regulation of transcription by RNA polymerase II. The record is from RefSeq and is a predicted model, not a curated record. Gene Ontology annotation, cellular component: nucleus. The transcript is spliced from 2 exons. The coding region runs from base 78 to 911 and encodes 277 amino acids. NCBI's taxonomy places the organism in Eukaryota, Metazoa, Arthropoda, Insecta, Diptera, Diopsidae.